CCCGAGUUAAAUUUGCCGCACUCAAUAGCUAAUCCAAGCCUCUAUAAAGUAGACCAUAAGAGCAACAGAGCAGAAAGGGAAGAAAAGAUGGCUGGACAUUCACAGGUCAUUAAGACUAGAGUUGUCAGGAUAGACUCAGAGAAAUCAUGGGAUUUCUUCAUCAAUCAAGCUACCAAUAAAGAAUGCCCUGUGGUGGUGCACUUUACAGCUUGUUGGUGCAUGCCCUCGGUAGCCAUGAAUCCUUUCUUUGAGGAAGUAGCCUCGAACUAUAAACAUAUUCUGUUUCUCUCAGUGGAUGUUGAUGAAGUGAAGGAGAUAGCUACGAGGAUGGAGGUAAAGGCCAUGCCAACAUUUUUAUUGAUGAUGGGAGGGGCUAGAGUGGAUAAGCUGGUGGGUGCAAAUCCAGAAGAGAUAAGGAGAAGGAUUGGUGGUUUUGUUCACACUAUUCAUGGAUACAAAGCAAUCUAAGAAGUGGACAAAGUGCCAAACAUGGCAUCCUCAAGGUUGUACAAGAACUUGCUGUAAAUGAAGGGUUUUGCAGUGUUUUUUCUUGAAGAUUUCCUCUGUGAUCUGUGGGCUUGACUUGCUUGUAAUUUGAUUGUGGUUUCCAGGGCUUGGAAACCCUAUUCAAUGGUUAAAAAAAUUGCCAGUUCUUUUCUCACCA
This is a messenger RNA of Populus nigra (black poplar), 664 nucleotides long. Its product is annotated as thioredoxin-like protein CXXS1. Bases 88 to 468 code for a protein of 126 amino acids. The record is from RefSeq and is a predicted model, not a curated record. The transcript has 3 exons. NCBI's taxonomy places the organism in Eukaryota, Viridiplantae, Streptophyta, Magnoliopsida, Malpighiales, Salicaceae.